Sclerotinia borealis F-4128 is the source of this 819-nucleotide messenger RNA. Lineage: Eukaryota; Fungi; Ascomycota; Leotiomycetes; Helotiales; Sclerotiniaceae. The record is from the annotation of a GenBank genome assembly.
AUGGAUGCAUUGAGCUUUGCUCCUCCAGUCGAUCUACCUCACCCAUCUUACUUUUAUGCUGAUAAGCAAAACAACACAUCCAGCAUGCAGCAAAUGGGAGGGUGUAGAAUUCUGCGACAUGCUCCAAAUAAGCUUGUUGUCGCUCUAACCUUGCCUUGGACCUCAGAUAUUGAAGGCACCGAUUCUCACAUCGUUGCAAGGGAGCCAGCAGAAUUGACUUUGGCAAUCAGAGUCAGUCCAGUCUAUCUCAAGUUGAUUGUCCGAUCUCCAAUUGAUAUGAAGAAGGAAUUGCAAGCUUCUGUGUUGCGCCACCAUAAAGCCAAGGAGGAUGAAGUACUUAGGCAAGCUGAAGCAGCUGCAGAGGCAGUCAGAGAAGCAGUAAGUCAAGAAGCUGCACGUCAAGAAGCUACGCACCGAGAAGCAAUACGUCAAGAAGCAGCGAUUCAAGAAGCGGCUAAUCAAACUCCCUUCGAUUUUGAUGACCCGACAACCUGGGAAAAUUGCAAUCGAACCAUCACCAAUGAUGGUAUGCCUCCACCAAGAGCUCGAAUCCCAGAUAUGGAGGAAAUUCGACAAGCUCUGAUCGUUACCACCGGUCAGAUAUUUCGCACGCAUAAAACUGUAGCUAGAGCUUCUACUAUCAAGAAGAGAGUUAGGAAGCAAUUUCGACUUGACAGCGACUUCUUCACGAGAAAUGGCUGGAAAGAGAGAGCUGAUCUAAUCAUCCUCAGGGCAUUUUCUGACGCUUGGGUAAGUCCUCAGCCAAGCACAAGAAGUCGUCCGGAACGCAGAAGAGGUCUCUGGACUACCGUAAACUGA